Messenger RNA from Pomacea canaliculata, 9366 nucleotides. RefSeq names its product zinc finger protein 239-like. NCBI's taxonomy places the organism in Eukaryota, Metazoa, Mollusca, Gastropoda, Architaenioglossa, Ampullariidae. The transcript has 2 exons. The record is from RefSeq and is a predicted model, not a curated record. Gene Ontology annotation, cellular component: nucleus. Bases 2710 to 3723 code for a protein of 337 amino acids.
CUGGAGGGGGGUGGGGGAUAGAGGGACUUUGUUCUUUUAAAACAAAAACUCAGACCAACCUACUGUUACUGUUGUAUGUACUAAGAAAGAGAAAAAGCAUGUGUUGUAAAAUGUGACAAGUUUCGUAGAUUGCUGCUUUCUCGGCACACUAGUUGCUCACAACAAAAAAAAAAAAGAAAGAAGAAAAUAAACUGAAGCUACUUUUAUUUCCAUGGAUCACAUGAGGGGGGAAAACAAGUUUAGUCUUCAUUUGAUCUGCUCACACAAAAAUAAAACCACAGAACAGUCUCUGAUAAAUCCAAAGAACGUACACUUAAAAAAAAAAUCGACAUACUAGAUGUGAAGCUUAAUCUUUGUGUAGAGCCUAAUCUUCCUUAAGCAGUCACCCACAUCCUCCCGUAUAAAUUGAAGACAUUAAUCCUUUUCCUCCUCCACAAUUCUUAAGCUGGUAAAUCUGGACGUGGACUAAGCAGAGAGUUUUUAAUAUAAUCGAAAAGUUAAUUUGUAUAGUGCAGUAUCCCAGCUAACGUGCAAGCUCCUUGUGUUGAACAGUAUUCACAAAGGUCUAUAUGAUGUAAAACAAAGAGCAAUGCUAAGACUAGCUGUGUUUUGGUAGUAAAGAGUGAUCACUGUAGGUUUAAUGGGGGGGGGACUGGUGUUUUACGCCGUGCCAGCAACUGAGGCUAUAUUACGGCAAGGCAGCCAGCUCUGUAAAGAGAUGCCGUAGGUUUAAUGGACACAUAUCCAAAAAAGCAAGAGCUAGGAUAAAAUGGAGAAGUGACAUCACAAUAAACAGCAAAAAUGUGAUAUGAACCGCUAUAUUAAUAUUUACUUCAAAUGAGAUCUGAAGUAAAAUUCCAGUGAUUUAGAGGGUUAAAUGGUCAGUAACUGCUAAAUGACUCUACCCUGUGAAAAGGUUGAGCCAAACAUUCUGCCUUUUAACAUCAUGUUUCACUAUAUAAUGAAAAGAGCAGGCAACUGGAUCAGACAGAAUUUAAACCCAAGAUCAUCUGCUCUCCAGGUUAAAUACUAACCUUCUUGUGACUCUAAGAUUCCAAACAGAUCUCACUUCACAAAUGACUGCAAUGUCAAGAACUAUUGGUCAUCCCCAUAUUUUUCACCUCUGGACUAUAUUCCAUAAAAUGUACCUUGAAAAAUUCACUCAUUAAUUCUGGAAGCUGUAAUGAAUAAAGACAUAAUUUACAUUAUGUGCCUUCAUCCCACUGCAUUAAUAGUUAACAUGACUAUUAAAAAUAAAAUGUAACAUGAACGGCGCUGUCUUGGUCAGUUCGACUGGAUCACAGAUGAAACGUUUCUGAAAGCACUAUGUAUUAACUGAUGUUGUCCGAUUUACCAUCCAUACACGGGUCUGCCGAAUCGGAAGCUGCACCAGCAUCUGUGUACAACACCCUCACAGUUAAGGAGCAGAUUUCACAACACACGAUGUCAUAAUGAAACUUUGCUUCUGCCUCACUCAGUAUGAAGUCGCCACCACAUCGACACGGAUAACAGUAGGAGCAACAAGAUUCUAUCAAUUCGAACUCAGAGAAUUCCACCUCUUCUUGAACAGGCAGAUCCUGAACAAGGCAUCGUUCUUUCCAACGUGCGUCGUAUUCUCGCCGAAGAACAGGGUUUCCCAAAACGUCCCACGCCCUUUUCAACUUUAUAAAAGCAGCACUGUCUUCGGAACGCGAUUUGUCCGGAUGAAAUUUUAAAACAAGAUUCACAUAACAACGUUUUACUUCCUCCUGCGACACAGACGGAUCACAUUCAAGAAUGUCAUAUAAAUUCUCCAUGCCGACGUCUGUCAAGACUACCAGGUGUUAGACCGGAAGUGCAUAAUGUAAACGUGUUUCAAUUUUUAUCGAUAGGUUUAGACUUUUGAGGUCCGAAUAAGGGGAGAAGUAUAACUUAUUUUUACUACUUGUCUUUAUAAUUUGACAAACAAAGAUGAAAUAAACUCCAGUAAAUUGAAUAGUAUUGUCUUUAGUGGUUUAGUAAUAUUUUCAAAAGUUUGUUCCUGAAAGCAUGAAAAGAUUCUGUCCAUUUCCCUGAGAAGACCUUACAAGGGUGCAUCAUGUUAAAGUCACGGUCAAGGUCGCUGAGGAGUUGCAUUUUCUGAUUUCCGUCGGUUGGACUCGAUCGCCUUAAAUGGAUCAAGCGAAACGAAAAUUGCUGUCUGUCAAAAGCGUCACCGGUGAAUUGGGUGCAGCUUGUCAAACUUAUCACUAAGAUCUUUGAUAGAAGGCCAUAAUCCAACAUGACGUGUUUUUAGCUUGUUUUUCUCACUUGGUCGUAUCGACUGUGAGCCAGCGUUAUGAGGACAGCUUACCUUUCGUUGGCACCAUCUCUUCACAGACAAUACUACGUCAGCGCAAGUAUUUCAAAGAUGCAACAGACGUUUGAUUAAAAGAAAAAUACCGGGUUUUUUUUCCACAGAAGACACUGGAAAUAAAAUCAUUGAGUUUUCUCUGCCCAUAUUGUUAUCAUGUGGACCGCUGUACAUCGCUUCUGUAAGAACAUCAUCCCCAUCAUGCCAGAAUAUUCCAGGGUCAAUCACUCAACCGUGUGCCAUUAUUUUAUAGCACAUUUUCAGGGAAUCACAUUACUGUGAUUCUUAAAUACAGCAUUAGCUGUUUUACAUGGUAUUUCGGGAGUUCACAAGUGUGUCUUUGUUUCUAAAUGAAUAUUUAGUCACCGCCUGUUUCCAUGUGUGCAGUUACCCACUGGAAAGCAUUUGAAAUUAAAAGGAUGGAAUUUUCAGAGCCACAUUUGGACAUGUCAGAAUCAGACAGUCUUGGCUUGAGUCUGAUGCUAGAUCCACCUGCAGACAAAAAUAUUCUUGGAUCAGAAGUGGACAGCACUUGUCAACAAGCAGGAGACUUGUGCAAAGAAUUCUCUCCAAGCUCGUCAGAAUGUCCAUUUGCUAAUUUGCCACUUUUUGGUGAAUGUGGCCUUGAAUUGUCCCAAGAUUGUGGUUCAGAUAUAUCAGAAACAACUGACAGUACACCGGAAAAGAAUGUUGUUAAACAAGAUCACGAAAGUGAUAGUCAUACAAAGACAUCACUGAAGAAGAAAAGAAAGAAAAUGACUGAAAGAGGAAAGGAAAAAAAUCAAAAGAAGUUAAAGGUGGCUGAGAAGCCAUUCAAGUGUCCAGUCUGCAAUAAAAGUUUUUCUCACAAUUCAAAUGCAACCACUCACCUCAAACGACAUGGUGAUAAGCCAUUUAAAUGUCAAGAAUGUGAUAAAAGAUUUGCAUUAAGUGUUAACUAUGAGGCACACAUGCGUUUUCACAAUGGUAUUAAGCCAUACAAAUGCGAGCAAUGUGGAAAAUCUUUCUCUUGGAGUGGUGGCUACCAUCGUCAUCAACGAAUCCACUCUGGUGUCAAGCCUUACAUUUGCACAGAUUGCGGCAAGGAGUUCUCGGAUAUUGGAAACUACAACAAUCAUCGCCGGAUACACACUGGAGAAAGGCCUCAUGUAUGCCGUGAGUGUGGAAAGGGAUUUUCUCGCAGUGACUCCCUCAACCGUCACAUGAUCACGCAUUCCCAUGUUAAGAUGUUUGAGUGCACUCAGUGUGGGCAGGAGUUUAAGCAUCUAGAGAGUCUUAAUAAGCACUGCAAGCGGGUGCAUGAUGGCUUAAAACCACUGAAACGUGAUGAAUGUCUGAAGCCAAAUCACAACUCGGUGUCUAGCACUAGGAGAGGUCGAAUUAAAGACUAAAAAUCGUGUUUGUAUACUUGUAAGUAGUGUCAGAGCAUUUGCACUCAUGUAUAGUAAUAUAAUAGUGAGAAAUCUUAAUUGUUGUUUUAAGAAGCAGAUUUGCUUGUUUGCUACCUUGUGGCAGUAUUAUGGAUGUUGUUUAGUGUACAUGGGGCAAUCUCUGAAUAAAAAAGAUAUUAAAGUUGCUUUGAACUGUUUCAUAGCAGGUAGAAAAAAAUUUCAGUCCUUAAUGCUUAUUUUGUUAUAAAUUAGUAAGGAUACAUUUUAUUGUACAAAUGAAAGAAUAUAAUAUAUGUAAUAAAUUAUUAUUAUUAAAUGAAGGAAUAGCAUAAAGGCUUAUCACAUAUUGUCAUUUAUAUGUUAAGUAUGGUAGAACAAUGACCAUGGUGCUGCAGUGUCUGAAUGAAGAUGGUGAGAAAUACUAUACACCAAAUUAUUUUUCACUACAGCUUACAAACGCUUUUAUUUUCCUUUUUUUUAUUUUUUUAAUUAUGAGAACUGGCUUUUUUGUUUGCCUUUUGGGAGUUGCAAUCAUGAAGUCUGCAUCAUCUGUCUCUACUCACUGAAUAUAUUUUUGGAGUGUAUGAUAUUUGUGUAUUCCUUUUGAAAAGGAAGGUGUUCUAACAACUUUUGUGAUCCAGGAUUUUCUUUGGUAAAUGUGGUUUUUACAUAUGGAUGAAUUUUGGCUUUUUCAUGCACUGAGAUGAUAGAGGUACCAUUUUUAAUUACUACUUUCUUUAUAGCAAGAUGUAUCUGAAAUGGCAUGGUGGAUUGGAAUUGUGUCUGUUUUAAAAUCAUUGCUUGUUGCUGUUAAAAAACUAAACAAAGCCAUUGUUUUAUAUCUUAAAAUGUGGAAGAAGUGUCACACCAAGGGAGAUGAUUCUGUAUGUUGUAUUCAUUUAUUGCAAUCAGAAUACAUGAGCAUCAACAGUUUAAAGCAGUGAAGAUGAAUACUAAGAUACAUGCAAGAUGAUGCAGUUCUUACUAUUUUCAGUACUUUUGAAGCUAAUGUUAUUUGUGUUGAAUAAUUCAUCACAAAUAUCUUCAAUAAGACAGAAGUUGGAUGCAUUAACACAGCUAGUAUACCUGUGUGUAUGAAUGUGGAAAAUUUUCAAACUCAAAAUGAUUCUAAAAUAUUCACAACACAGCUUUUGUUGUAAUCACAAUGUUUAGUAGUGGUAUUUCCAGGUGAUGAAAGGUAUUUAUUUGACUUACGUUGAUAACUGUCUUCUUGUCCAUUUAUCAUUUGUAAUUUUUUAACCUUCUCUGAAACUAGUCUUAGUUAUCUGAUAUUUGAGAUGCACACUUCUUAUUAAACCUCUUUGUGUGUUGUGGGGGAGAUGGAGGAGGUUGAAGGUGGAGAGUAGGCUAGAGGUAGUGAGAUAGAUGAUUUUUUGGAAACAGUACAUGGUGAUACAAAGGUUGUGUGCAGAUUUCUCAAAGGACCCCGAAGAACAGUCUUAGAACGUCAUGCCAGGUUAUGUAGCUUGCACUAUUUGACUGUUGCUGGCAGUCUUGUAAAGUGGCGACCAUGCUCCAUACAGUCAUUGGUUUUGCCAUUAAGAGACUUGGAGCAGCCUCUUCACACACAUUCUUGCUUGUCUGUAUUCUCUUUGACUAUAUAUAUAUUGCAUUUAAGUCACACACAACUUUUACCAUUCUGUAAAUGCAGGAAUGAGAAAUAUUUUGCUACAAUAAUUGUUUAUUCUUUCUUUUAUUUGUUCAGAGCUUGCAUUUAGCUUGCCACUGCUAAAACUGCAUGGAAGCAUAACAAAGAACACAACUCUUUGUCUUGUAGCAAGACCAUUUUGUUUUUGGCAUUGUUUUGUUUUUGUAGGUGCCAGUAAAAUGUGAGUGUUGGUAUUAUGAGAACUUUAUGUAUAGGUUUAUAUUCACUCACAAUACAUUACAAAAUCUACAUUUGACAAAGAGGAUUCUUUUGCCAUAGGUUGGUGGGCUCAGAUAAAGUGUAUACAUUUUUUUCCUUUGUUAAACAUCUUUGGUCAGGCUUUUUGUGAUAGUUGAUUGUUACAUGUGGAUGUAAUGCUGUUGAAUGUGGAUGUAAUAUUUAUUGUUACAAUCACCUGCCUUGGACUGAUGAUGAUUUAAUAUUUAUUAUCAGAUAAUGUAUCUGAUGAAUACCUUGAAUUUUUUUUUUGCCAGGCAUUUUGUAUGAAUGAGUGAUUUUGUAUAAGAUUGUGGUUUGAAAUUUAAAAUUGGUAUCACUCUAAAAUAAUACUUAAAUGAGUUAAAUAAAAAUAAAGGUGUUAUGUGUUGGUCUGGCUGCAUCAUAUGACGAGAAAGAUUUAUGUACAGAUCUUAAAAUGCUUGACAGCUUGAGAAGAUGCCACUAGAACACCUAGAUUUUUGCUCAGAUUCACCAUUAGCUAGACUAGCAAGACUUUUUGUUUAAGUUUUGGCUUCACAUAAGCUGAAUGAUUGGUAUGCAUCAAGUAGAAGAACCAAACACAUGACGCACACUGCAGAUUUUAAUAUAACGUUACUGUUUAAAAACAGCAGACAUCAAAAGUCAAGACUUUGUUAUUGAUAAACGUCCAUGUGUUAUGAUAUUUUGCUUGUAAGAAAUGUUUAUUAUGAUAAAAGCUUAAUAUUAUACUUUGUAAAAUCUACAUACCUGUAAAACUUACUUUCAAACUGUGAUGUACAUUUUGUCACAUGUAUGGCAUUAAUUCUGAGAAGAGUAUGGUGUUCCACCAGUGUUCAGUACGCACUUUGAUAUUAUCGACUGAUCCCAGCUCACUCAGCAUUUAUUCAUUAUUUAUCUGCAGCAUAUGGUAUGUUUUUGAAAAAUAUUGCUUUAUGUAUCAUCAUAUGAAGAACAAUGUGUAAUGAAACCAUUCAGUCUUUUCCUUAUGGUAAUGUAAUAUUGUUGUGUCAUGUGAUAUUCUGUUGGAUAUAGCUACAUUGUCCACUUACAAGGCACUUGAUGUGAACAUUCAUGGGAGACUGAACGUAUUACUAUCACCAAUAGAAUAAACUGUCAACGUGUUUGGUGGUCAGGUGUAGAUGUUGAAAUAAUGCCUUCAUAGGCUUUUGCAUGUUCACAGUUAUAUUCACUUGACAUGAAGUUUGUAUAUAUAUAUUUAGUCUCCAAAACUUAAGUCAUUUUCUGAAAAAAAUAUUAACACUUGUACCAGACCUCCAUUUUGGCCUUUUUUCAGUUCUUGGAAGCAGUAGAAAUCAUUUAUGCUGCUUCAUUGCGCGAUUCAAGAGUAAAGAAAGCUGUGAGAGGAAUCAAUAGGCUGAGAAACAUCAACAUUUGCUUCAUGUUCAUUUAGAAUUUUCAUGCAUAUGUUAAUUAUGAUGGCUGGAAAAUGGGAGUGAGGGUUGGGUAGGGUGACCAAAGAGUGUAAAGAUAAAGCUUUGCUGAAGGUGAUUUUAGCAGAUUUGUUCAUUGCACACAUCUAUGGGGCUCUUUUUUUUUUUUUUUUGUGUACUAGUGAUUGGUUAUAAAGAUGUCUUAAAUGCCUCAAAGAAUAUACAUGCAUGUUUUCAAGACUCAUGCUGAUGUCUGCUGCAUGGCAGAACUAUUCCUUUUCCAGUGUUUCAUACCCAGUUCAGUCAUGAAGACCCCAAGAGGUAUGUUUGAUCAUUUUAUUUAAAUAUCCAUUGUGCUACAGUGUAGAUAAUGUGGAUGCCUGUGCUACAUGCUAUUGUGAUGUGUGUUUCUGUCCAGACCAGUCUAAGAGAAAAGCAGAAUGGCCCAAGCCAUUGAAGAUUGCUUCCAGAUGCAAUAUGAUACUGGACAGAAACAUUCUGUGAUACAAAAAAAAAAAGCUUUAGCUUGCAAUCAAAUGUUCAUGUGUGACCAAAAAUUGUAAGUGAUGUACCUGUUGCAUGUUGGAGUAAUAGCUGCUUGCUCUGAUCCGUGCUCCCUUGUCUAUAUACUUUCUGCCCCCUUUCCCCAUAAUCACCUAAACUAAUAAUAAAUGCAUGUACAAAAAAAUGCAAAUAUUAUGUUAAACAAGAAUUUAAUCGAAAGAUGUAUACAUCACUUGUGUCCAUGUUUAAUCAAAGCAAAUAUGCGACACUGACCAUUAUACUUACAUGCAUAUGUGUGAUCCUAAUGCAUAUAUGUUUAUGCAUAUAUAUAUAUGUCUGUGGCUUGCAUGAACACACAUAAAAGCCCGGAUCUUACACUGUGUGCAAAGAUUCUUUGUUCUGUUCUCUUCACAAUGUAGUAAAUAUUCACAAAUUGUCCCUUUCAGAUACCACAUACUGUUGUCUCAAUUUACAACUGUGGGUUGUUUUUUUUUAAUAAUAAUAAUUGCCAUGAACCUCUUUUUUAAAAUGCUAUCUCCACACUUGAGUACAGCAAGGUUGCUCUUGUGAUUUUGAACAGGCGUUGUCUCAUACCCAGUUUUCCAAUGUGUGCAUGCAAAUGAAUACAAGCAGUUGCAUUUGUACAUUUAGGUACUUACAUUCGUGAACAGGUGUUAAUUGUGCCUCAGAUUUGUUGUUUUAUUUUAAAUGUUAAGUACUUGUUUCCGAUGUUAAAUUUACACAAAAGCCGUGGUAAAAGUAAAAACAGUUCUUUAAAAAUAACCCAACCGAGUGGUUUUUACCUGCAAAUUGGUUUGUUUGUUUUUGUUUGGUGCACAUGUUAAUAUUAUGUUAUUAAUGUAGACAAAAUUUUCUGGGCAAGUUUUUCUGGUCUUGCUUGUCAAUGCUUUUUGAGCUUUGAAGUCUUAAAUGCAUUUCACCAAAUGUUGUACGUGUAUAUUGUUGUUUCUCGACUAUACAAGAUGUGAUGUUUUGUUUCUUUCCCUUUUUAUUGACACAGACCCUUCAGAUAUUAAAGUGACUUGUUUUAUUUUGUACAGUUGAAGUGAAACAGGGUAACUGUUUUUGGUUACUGUCUUAAUGAGAAGGUAAGAACAACUAUAUUUGGUAUAUGGUUUAUUAUAUUCAUUGCUAUUUUUUGAGACUUGAAAUUUUCUCAUUUUAUUUUUUUUUUUUUUGGAGGAUAGGAGAGAAUCAGAUGUAGUCAUGUUAGUUUCCUGAUUUAUUUUUUUUAUUCAGCCAUGAAGAGGUUUAUUUAUUUUUAUAGCACCUGUCUACUGACUAGUUAGUCAUAAAGAGGGGUAUUUAUUUCAAUAGUCAGCAUCAAAAUCAGCUUAUUUCAAAUGUUUGCAUAAUAGUGCAUUUUGUCCUAGCUUUACGUUGCCAUGAAUAGCACCCUAGGGAAGGGAAAUAGAGAUUUAAAUAACCAAUACAGCUGCCUAUCUUUAUGAGUGGUAAGGGGCAAUCAUGAUGGAUGGCCAGAAAACAACUCUUGCGUGCAUUUCAGUUCUUAUAGUUAUUGGAUUUCUAAUGAUUUAUGAGAAGAAAAUGCAGGUGCAUGGAAGAUCACAUAGGUGAUCCUUAUAAAUUCAGCUGCUACAAACAUUACAAAGGUGUUUUCAAUACUAGAGAUAGUUUACUUUGUUUGAUAUUUUUCCUUUGUGGUAAACUGACAUUUUGAUACACCUCUUUCCCACCUACCUUUUAAAAUAAGGUUUCAUUUUUUUGAACAAAUAGACUGAAUGGUUAAGAUCUUUUUGUGGCUUGUCCAGUUCUGAGAUCAUUUGUGGCCUGUCUAAUUUUGAUAUUCAUGUACAAUAAAAAUUGUCUGAAUAUUAA